AAUGGUCAAAUGCCAUUGCACUACGCUGCUUCCGGAGGUCGAUUGGACGUCGCCCGCCUCUUGCUUGAGAAAGGCGCCAAUGUGGACGCGUGCGACAAGAGUGGUUGGAUGCCAUUGCACUCUGCUGCUUACGGUGGUCAUGUGGACGUCGCCCGCCUCUUGCUUGAGAAAGGCGCCACGUUGGACGCGUGUACGACGGAUGGUUCAACACCACUGUACAUGGCCGCUCAAGCCAACAAACCAGAAAUGGUCCAACUGCUCUUGGAAAAAGGCGCCAAAAUUGACGCCAAAAACAAGGAUGGCAAAACGCCGCUUGAGGUCGCAGAAGCACGCGGUUCGAAUGCUCCCGUCGCAACACUUUUACGCGACUAUCUUCGCAUGCAAGGCGAGCAGCUCUUUGAUGCACUGCGCAACAAGUGCAUUGAUGACGCCAUGCGCAUUCUCCGAAACAACUCUUAUCACGUCAACCUCCGUGACAGCUCGAAGACGCCGUUGCUGCACUCGGUCGUGGCAACGCAGGAUAUGUCACUGAUUCAAAUAUUGCUUCAAAAACGAAACCUCCAAAUCGAUGCCAAAGACUCGACGGAUCGCACGGCUCUUGCAGUCGCCAUUACCGAUGACAACGCCGAGGUGGUUCAGGCGCUGUACCAAGCAGGCGCAUCCAUCCAUCUCGUCGAUAUCCCACCUUGCGACAAGCGUCUAUGUGCUUCAACGCCAGUCUUGGUCGCCGCUUUGCGCCAAGCAGCCUCCAUCAACGACGGCAGCACGGUGGCUCAGCUACUACGUCUGGGCGUCAGCUGCUCGUUGGCCAACGAGAAAGGCGAGACGGCGUGGCAUAUGGCGGCUGCAAAGGGCCACAUGUCCAUCCUCACAAUGCUGCUCCAACAAAAGACCAAGGACGAGAACGGAAUUGACGUGACCAAUCACAAUGGGGAAUCCCCUCUUUUUCUCGCUUCGACCAGUGGCCACACCGACGUUGUCAAAUGUCUCCUCCGUGGCAACGCCAGCCCCCACAUCGUUUCUCAUGAUGGAUCGACACUGCUCCACGCGGCUGCGAUUGGCGGGAACAUGAUUGUCGUUCAUCAAAUCGUUCAGAGCGGCGUCAACGUCGAUGCGUGUGACGCGAUGGGGCAGACACCACUCCACAUUGCGUCCGAGAAGGCCAACGACAGUGUGGUCAAGUACCUUUUGGACGUCGACGCCAAUGUAUUUGCCAAGGACAAGACGGGCAAGACGCCGUUGAUGCUGGCGACCCACCCACUUGUCAUCAACACCCUGCUACAGGCAGAAAAAUCGACCAAGCAAAAGGCUCCUCAGCUCUCGCAGACAAUGCUAGACCACAUCGUCACGCGUAUCUGCGACACGGGGGUAUUGCGAGACCUUAUUCGUACGAGCGUCUGCGGCUCGGAGGAGUUGCUCGGCCAACUCGUCCAGCGGGUUUGCGACCGCCUCGACGUCGGCCGCGAAUCUUUGGGGGCCUCGGUGGACCGACCUGUGGACACACGAGGCGCCAACGAGCGUGUUCGAGCUGAUAACGACAUUGACGCUAGCCAAACGCUGCUGGCCGACGACAGUGAUUCCAACGCCGCGAACGAGGCGGGCGACUCUCCUCUGCAUCUUGCUGUACAAGCCAACGACCACAAGACGUUGAUGUCGCUUUUGCGAACGCCCAGCAUCAACGUCGACGUCCGCAAUGCGGUGGGCAUGACACCGGUGAUUCUUGCCGUCCAAAGGGGCCACCGGCGCUUAGCAACGAUGCUCCAGACAGCUGCGCACCCGAGUAUUGCCGACGUGCCGACCACGGACAUCAAGAUGGACCAAUCCAGUCCGUUGAAUGGCACCAUGUACAAGGGCACAUACAAGGGUCGCGUCGUCGCCAUCAAAACUCCCUCCGAUGAGUCCUCCGCCCAAGCAAUCCUCCACGAAAUGGAGACCAUGCAGCAGUGCAACUCGCCAUACGUGCAGCAGCUGCUCGCCGUCUCGGAUGUCACUACAUCGAGUCCCAAGCUCGUGCUCGAGUACAUGGACGCGGGGGAUUUGCGCAGCUACCUCGACGCCAAGCGACUCGGUGAGCCCACCAAGAUCAACGUCUCACCAUUGCAAGUCGCGUGGGUGCUUGCAAACGCGCUCGCCGAUCUGCAUCACAACGGUCUGCUUCACCACGACCUCGAGAGCUACAACGUCCUCCUCUCCUCGACCAACUACAUUAAAGUGGCGAACCUCGGUUGCGGCCUCGAGUCGGACGCAACGACGGGCAAGAGCACACCGUACUGGACUGCGCCCGAAGUGCUUGCGUCGACGAGCAACUACAGCUGUGCAGCCGACAUUUACUCGUUUGGCGUGAUUUUGACCGAGCUGGAUACGCUUCAGCUACCUUUUCACGACGCCAAGGGCCUCGGGUACUGGGGUAUCAUCGACGGCGUGCGUCUCGGCAACCUCCGUCCGACAGUGAGCACCAACUGUCCGCCGUGGCUGCGAGACCUCGCCGACGCCUGUCUCUCGUUUGACCCGACGCAGCGUCCGUCAGCGCUGAUGCUAGUCCAGUCGCUUCAAAAGCUACUCGAUCGCAGCGAAGAAGAGCUUGCGGCGCCUGCCGGGCGUGAACCCGAGAUGACGUUUGCCGCGCCAAGUGACGGGAGUAGCCCCUUGGAAGUGUUGUCCAACGAGAGCCCACCACCACCGACGAGCGAGGAGUCGAGCGAUGAUUUUGAUGAUUACGUAGCACCAGCUAUCGAAUCGCCAACGCCGCCCAAGGCACCUGCCAUCUCGACUAACACGCCGACGCCAUCGUCGUCGCCUUCCUCGAUGCCCGUGAGCACGCACGCUGUGUGUCAGCUCUGCCGCGCGUCCAACUCGCUGCUCGAGUCGCACUGCAAAGCCUGCGCGGCACCCUUGGCCUCCAUUACGUCCAAGCUCAAGGCUCUCUUGAAGCGCUUGGCCGUCGCCAAGAAGAACGGAUUUGAGAUCGACGACGGUCUUUUCUGCGACUGCUGCGACGCACACCAACCGAUGGACGCGACCGUCUGCGGCGUCUGCGAGGAAGAGCUUCCAGACGACCACGAGAAGCUGUCCAUCCUCAUUCUACGCAUCGAGCAAGCGACCAAGUCCACGGCCUAA
Molecule: messenger RNA, 3117 nt
Organism: Saprolegnia parasitica CBS 223.65
Lineage: Eukaryota; Oomycota; Saprolegniomycetes; Saprolegniales; Saprolegniaceae
Product: serine/threonine protein kinase
Exons: 22
Biological process (GO): protein phosphorylation
Molecular function (GO): protein binding; protein kinase activity; ATP binding
Source: RefSeq, a predicted model, not a curated record